This is a messenger RNA of Brassica oleracea var. oleracea, 1468 nucleotides long. RefSeq lists its product as uncharacterized. The record is from RefSeq and is a predicted model, not a curated record. NCBI's taxonomy places the organism in Eukaryota, Viridiplantae, Streptophyta, Magnoliopsida, Brassicales, Brassicaceae.
AUGCUUGAAAGAUGGAUAUUACAAGAUGAAGAUGGAGAUUAUGAUGAUGAACUUGGUUUGUUUGAUGCUCCUAUUACUGAGAGAUUGAGUCAUAGAACAGAUCGAGGAGCAGGAUGGCGUCAUGUUCAACAACUUAUGUUUGAAUCUGAUCAGCAAUGUUACGACAUUCUUCGCAUGAAUCAGAGGACGUUUCAAGCUUUGUGCAAGAUGCUGGCUGAGCGAUAUGGAUUGAAAGAGACUCACAAUGUCUAUCUUGAGGAAUCUGUUGCGAUGUUUCUCAAGACUGUUAGUCAAGAUAAGACGGACCGGGAUAUUGCUGCAAGGUAUCAAAGAUCAUUGGAUACAGUGCAAAGGAAGCUUGAUGAUGUCUUGAGUGCUAUUCUCAAGUUUGCAGUGGAUACAUUAAGACCACAUGAAGGCGAGUUUAGAAGAGUAAGUCAUGUUUUGAGGAAUGAUGAUCGGUAUUGGCAUCAUUUCAGAGAUUGUAUCGGAGCACUUGAUGGAACGCAUGUCCCAGUUCGCCCUCCAAGUCAAAAUGUAGAAGCAUACAGAGGCAGGAAGCAAGAUCCUACAAUGAAUGUUCUUGCUAUAUGUAACUUUGAUAUGAAGUUCAUAUAUGCAUAUGUCGGUGUACCUUGUAGAGCACAUGAUACAAAGAUUUUGGCACAUGGCUUACCAUCUCUCUGUAUCUUGGAGAGUGUUACAAGUUCAAAGAUCAAGGGUUGGCCUUCGAAGUCUCCAAGAGAAUCAAUUUCAGAUGCUCAGAUUAUUCUUUAUUUGUUGGAUAUAUACAGGAAAUCAAACAAACAAUGGACUGGGUUUCAUCUAUCUAAUAUUUUUUGGGAGUUGAAAAUGAAUUUUGUCAAGAAAAUUGAAGAGGAGUACUGUUUCAUGAGUUUUGCUUCGAUUUUGUUGAAGAGACCUGCUUCAUGGCUCUCUCUUCUUGCUCCUCCGUUUCUUCACGUUCUUGGACUUCGCUUCUUACUCCUCCUCCUCACUUCAGCUGCUUUGUUCUUCUCCUCUUUUUUCUUCCCAAUCUCACUUCUUCCUUCUUCAAUCCAAUCAUCAAAACUACAUCAAAACGAAGACUGUGUUGCCACUGAAAAUAUCAUCGAAGAAAAAUCGGAGAAAAACUUCGAAAUAGCUAAUGGAAUGGAUGAAGAUGGUGCAAUCCCUGAUGAUGAGAGCCUUAUAGAGCUGUGUUUACCUAGUGGUCACUACGUUGGUCACCACAAUACAAGUAAUAAGAACAAUCUCUAUAUAAACAACAAAGUCCAAGAUGUUAGGCUCUUUGAUAUAUUCGCAGAGUUCAACGGUUUCAUCGAAGAAGAUAAUCUUAUCGAGAUCGAUAUCUCUAUCGGAUGCAUCAAGUAUUCAAGGUUUGAGAUCAAAGCUUGAUGUAUUUACACUCAAUGCUUUCUAUACUUUUUUUUCCUCGUGUGGGAAUUCGUAUAGUACUACAUUAUUA